AGCUGACCCUAGAUAACGUCCUGCCGGAGAACUCGUCGCCCCCACCGAACUCCCCACGCGCAAAGCAGAGAGAGGAGAAUCCCAAACCCCAGCGACGACCAUGACUCCCCAAGCCCUCCUCCUCCUCCUCCUCGCCGCCGCCGUCGCCGUCGCCGUCGCCUCCGCGGCCCCGGCGAACGGCGCGGCCAACGACCUCCUCCCCAAGUACGGCCUCCCCAAGGGCCUCAUCCCGGACUCGGUCAGCUCCUACACCUUCGACGAGGCCACGGGCGACUUCGAGAUCCACCUCGCGGGCACCUGCUACGUCCGCUUCGGCGACCACCUCGUCUACUACGAGAAGACCCUCCGCGGCUGCCUCUCCAAGGGGAGGAUCACCGGCCUCGCCGGCAUCCAGGCCAAGAAGCUCUUCCUCUGGGUCUCCGUCUCCGGCAUCGUCGCGCACCCCGAGGAGGGCACCCUCGAGUUCCAGGUCGGCUUCGUCUCCGAGGAGCUCUCCGCCUCGCUCUUCGACCGGGUGCCCGUCUGCGGCGCCAGCGCCGGCGCGCAGCUCCGCGGCGUCGCCGGGGUCAUCCAGGAGCUUGGCCUGCUCCCCGUAGCAGAGGCUUGAGCUUGGAGCUGGGCGUUCGUUCCACUUGCAGCAAAUUCUCCUUGGAUCCUGGGGUGGUGUUACACGAGUAAUAAUAAUAUGUCGGGAGCCUUAUUUAGCUCAGGGAGAGAGGUUCUGCGGUGCUGUGCUGUUGAUCUUUGUACUACGUGUAUGUGGUCUGCUGUCUGGUUAGUGAACACGGAUUCUCUGUAGAAUUGUACAUCCGUUUGCUGCGACUGGAACCUGUGUAAAAAUGUACAUGUGGUUUCGUGUGGUUUGUUUCAUGGAGCAGUACUAUUUUUUAUAUUAAAAAAACUCGUUCUACA
Messenger RNA from Triticum urartu, 912 nucleotides. RefSeq lists its product as uncharacterized. The record is from RefSeq and is a predicted model, not a curated record. Lineage: Eukaryota; Viridiplantae; Streptophyta; Magnoliopsida; Poales; Poaceae.